This is a messenger RNA of Danio aesculapii, 3523 nucleotides long. RefSeq names its product dapper homolog 2. Gene Ontology annotation, cellular component: cytoplasm. The transcript has 4 exons. Lineage: Eukaryota; Metazoa; Chordata; Actinopteri; Cypriniformes; Danionidae. Gene Ontology annotation, biological process: negative regulation of nodal signaling pathway. The record is from RefSeq and is a predicted model, not a curated record. Bases 358 to 3279 code for a protein of 973 amino acids.
GCAGAGCGCGAGUCUGUCGCAUAUUAUUCAAUCCACAUCAUCAUCUUCUUCACCAUCCUCCUCCUCAUCAUGAACCGAAUGAUAGCAGACGUGAUGUUUCGAGCCUCUCAAAGAAAUGGUUAGAAGAUUUAAUUAGUAGUGCGAAAUAAUAAGAUCUUCAAAGCAUGCUUUGUUGCAUGUGCCUUGAAGUUGAGUUGCACCCGUGCUGCAUUUUUCUGAUACAUUGUGGCAUUGAUACGGACUGUGAAUUUUAAGCUGCACUCAUGCUGCAUUGACAGUCGGUGGUGCUCUGGCUGAAGGCGAGCAGCAGUGAACCCUCCCGUUCACCGGCGACCGCAUACCGAUUCAGCGCGCACAAUGGCCGGACGCCGCGGUUGCGUGAAUUCGCUAUGGUCGGGGAGCGAGCGGGUGCGUAUUGGAGAGCGACUAAAAGCGACUCUGGCCGGGAUAAUGGAGCUGGAUCUCCUCAGGGGUCGACAGCUGGAGAUGGUGGACGCGGUACUGGACGCGAAUGGACCUCCAGAUCACCACGGGGAAGCACCGGAGCGCGCCGCCGAGGAUGGCACCGCAACCUCCCGCGGGCAACAGAGUCUGUCUCCUACAAACCCCGACCUGUCCUGUCUGGCCUCUACAGGAGAGGGCAUAAGCUCCCGCUGGUCCACACUGUCCUGGGACGUCCCAUCUGAUCUGCUGUCCUCUCCAACUCCAGACUUCACCGGCAGCGACUCCAGACCCAGCUCAGGUUUUUACUCGGUCAGUGGAAGCUCUCUGUCAGACUCGUGUUUCUCGGUGUCCAGCGAGGCUCCUGGAGGCUCUGGGAGAGUUGGCUGCAGGCCUCGAUCUCUGGAUCACAGCGCCACACACUGGAGGGAGGCUGAAGCUCGUGGUGCAGACGCUCCUGAGGGAACGCUGGAUAAACAUGACAGAAGACCCUUUUCUACUGGGGAUCUUGAGCUCAGUAGCCUCAUCUUUCUGACAGACCUUUGUUCCAGUUUGGGAGGGAUUCCCCCGGGCUCUCUUUUACCAUCUUCUAACUCCAAUCCGCAGCUUCAGCUGGACCCCAAAUUUUGUGCCGACCUAGUUUCUCGGAAGACAAAAGAGGUGUACCCUUACCCUAGUCCACUCCACGCCGUGGCUCUCCAGAGCCCUCUGUUCACCACCUGCCAGGAUCCUUCACCCACCCGCCUGUCCCCCAGCCCAGAGAGCGAGCAGCCUGUGGAGUCGGAGCUAGAGGAAAAUCCUGUAAAAAUCCAGCCUCCAGCAUCUCCUUCCUUUACUCAGCUGGAGCAAUACAUCAACCGUUUAGUCCAUCAGCAUCACUGCAGGGUGGCCGCAGAAGCUUCCAGUCGUGGACCCCAAAUAAACAUUGCAGGGACUGGUUAUGAGGGUCUCCACCCAAGAAGUGCUUCCUCCUCCAGCUUGUCCGGCGGUAGCCUGACUCCUUGCAAAUCAAUCCUGGGAAAUUCGGCAAGAGUUAGUCUUAGCAGUAUUGGGAAACGUGCAAGUCGCAAUUCCAUCAACCUUGGAAACUUGCCUUCGGUCACUGGCGAAGAUUUUAACAUCAGCUUCCACCUCAAUCUGAAUUUAAAUCUCAAUCCGAAUCUGAACAAGACUUUGAGUGUUGAUGCUAAAAAUGUGAAGGAAGAGGUCUCGGGAUCAUGCGGACAUCUUUCUGCUAAUAUAGUCACUCCAACUGCGUCCCCUUCCUCUUCCACAUCCACCAUUACUAGUACUCCAAACUGGAGCAGGAGACCAAGGAUCUCCACCUGCCCUUCUUCAGUGAGCAAUCGAGGGUCUCUGGAGAUCCCUGGGAAAUCCUUUGGGUCAGUGGGAUUCUCUAAAUCAUUAGAUUGGAGUGGAGCCUCGAGGGAAGAAGCAGAAGGUUGUCCUCCAAUUAAAGCUUUGGAAAGUCCUCCCAAACUCAACGAGGACUCUGCAGUUGUCUGCGAGAUCUCUCGUGUUUCAGGCCUGCCGAGGUCUGUAGUUCUUGGAUUGAUGGAGGAAGGAGUGGAACUGGAUGCUGAAUGUUUUGGGAGUGAACGAGAAAGAGGUGUAGGCUCUUCUUCUCCGAGUACCAUGCCUACAAUGCAAUCCACUCGGCCCUCAUUUCAGCAUUCAUUUGGAUUAGAUCGAACACCCCAAUCAAACACCUGGAGUGGACAGGAUUACAUAUCUCAACAGCAUCGCCUACAAGUUUCCCAAUCGGACUGCCAUUCAACACUGACUUCGCAGUCAGGAAGCCCUCGUUCAGAUAAUUCAGGUCCCACUCCUCGUUCUUCUCCAAUCCUGCCUUUCCCACAUAAUCAAUCAGAUCCAGGAUCCUCGCCAGGCUCGUCUCACACCAGAGUCCACUCUCCUCCAAGGCUACUCUCAAAUUCACCCUUCACCCCUGCUCAGUUAUCAGUAUUUCGCCGUGACUCUCCAUCCCAGUGCUCUCUUCCACGCUUUCACCCUUGCAGUUCCCCAUUGGAGGGUCCGAUUCGGCCUCGUGGAGGUUCCCUCAGACAGAACACUGGAGCUGGAUGGAGACCUCAGGAUAGAGGCUGGAGGAGGAGCGGCGAUGGGGAACGGCUUUACCAGGGUAAACAUGCCUCCAGAGAACUUAUCCGAGCUUCAACAGUCAGUAGCUAUUCAGGAAGAGACUAUGGCUCUGGGUGGGAGGAUGAAAUGAGUACUCAAACUCCUAAAAAAGGUGGGAAAUUUUGGAAGGGUUUUGAAACUCGAUUUUGGGGAAGAGAAGAGGAAGAUGGCGAUGAUGAUGAGAGAGAUGUGAGAGCUGGAGGAUUCAACUGGAGGCACACUUCGUUAAAGGAAACUUCGUCUAGUAGGCAGGAUCACAGAGGGAAUAACUCCAAAAAGAAAGGCACGAGUUGGGACAGUCGGAGCUCAAGCCUCCGCUUGUCUAGAAGAGCAUUAUUUCGAAGCGAGUCUCAGGGAAUUCUGGAGCCACACUGGCAGAAACGGGACAGCAAUCAGUGGCGUUCCUCAUUUGAGAUCAGCCGUGCAGGACGGGGAUCAGAGCGUGCUCGAAAUCUUGUUCGGAAAGAGGAGAAACAUCACUCUUCUACUGCAAGUCUUUUCCAUCUCUCUCGCUCUCAGAGUCUGGAGGGAAGCAGUCAUUCGCUUUCUCCUCUUUCGUCUCCAUCGCUCUCGCCUUCUCCUCCACCUUCAGCUCCUCUCACCCGCUCCAGAUCUUUCCGCGACCUUGGACGGAAAGUGUUUGGCUCCAUGAGGUCCCUCAGUUUUAAUAAAAACCACAAGUCAAAGAAGAAGGACUAAGGACGUCUUUUUUUUUUUUUAAUGGGCGAAACCACGCUGCCAACUUUUUUCCCCUGCCCGACAUUCUCUUUCUGCUCGUUUUAGGUGCUUCUGCAUGCCAUGCUGUGUCUCUGUGCACUCUUACGGUCAUAGUGGUGCUGGUGUUGUUUUUACAAUCAACAUAUAUUAUGCUUCAAGAAGCACUGUAAAGUAUUUGCUGACCAAACACAAAAAGAGAUGUUGUUUGAAUUUAUGCUCAGGACUU